Penicillium diatomitis is the source of this 303-nucleotide messenger RNA. RefSeq lists its product as uncharacterized. The coding region runs from base 1 to 303 and encodes 100 amino acids. The transcript is spliced from 3 exons. The record is from RefSeq and is a predicted model, not a curated record. Lineage: Eukaryota; Fungi; Ascomycota; Eurotiomycetes; Eurotiales; Aspergillaceae.
AUGAGUUGGGGCGCCAAGCUAGUACCAUCUGAGGAAUGGAAAGUCGUUGGCGAGGCGCUUAUUCUUUUCGCCGAGUGGGCUUCUCGCGGGGUCUGGAAAAGGGACUCUAAACGAAGAUCUCUCAUUAUUCGAUUGAGCGAUGGAGUCAUGGGAGUUCACCGAGGAUCAACCUUUGGGGCAGCAAUGGACCUGAAGAAGAAGAAGAAGGAGGAGGAGGAGGUGAAGGAGAAGAGAGAGAAUGACGUUACUUCGAGCAAGCUGGUCACCUUCUCGGUCGUUCUCGGGACGACAGGACGAAUAUGA